AUGGACGACAAACACCUCGAGGCGCGCCCAACGUCCAUCGUCGACAAGGACGACAUCGCCGCGGCAAAGGGCGAGCACGUUGAAGAGAUUGGCCACGCCGCGACGGCAGAAGAUCACGAGGAAACUGUUUUCCAAGCCAUCAAGAACCAGCCGUGGGCGUUUGCGUGGUGUAUUUAUGCCAUCUAUAUCCUCAUCCUCACGAGCUUUGAUAACCAGGCGGGUGGAACGGUCAUUGGAAUCCCUCAGUUCCGCAAGGAUUUCGGUUCCGAAUUCAAUGGCAACUAUGUUCUCCCCGCCAAGUGGCAAUCGGCUUACAGCGGAGCACCUGUCGCCUCUGCCGUCGUUGGAUCCCUCGGUGCUGGCUGGGUGGCUGACCGCAUCGGCCGCAAGUGGACCUACUUCAUCAGUUUUUGUUUACUAUUUGCCGGCAUCACUUUAGAGGUAGUGGCCACUACCAACGAGAUCUUCUUCGCGGGCAAGUUUGUUGCCGGAUUCCCCAUCGGCGCCUUCAUCACAGUCAGCAUGACAUACAUUGGCGAGAUCGCGCCCUUGGCUCUUCGCGGCAUCUUGACCGCCGCUGCGGCCAUCGCCUUCACAAUUGGCCCAUUCAUCGUCUCUCUGGUUGUCAACGAGACUGGAACUCGAACCGACCGCUGGGCUUAUCGCACGAUCUUUGUGUCGCAGUAUGGCGUUAGCGGAGUUGGUGCUCUAUUGCUGUUCUUCAUGCCGGAAUCGCCAUGGUGGUUGGUCAAUCAGGGCAAGAUGCAGAAGGCUGCAAAGUCUCUAAGUCGUCUUGGCUACGAUGCCGUCCAGGUCGAGAAGCGUCUUUCUAUCAUUACUCUCACCCUCGCUGAGGUUCGCAAGGAGACCGACGGCGCCAGUUUUGCCGAGUGCUUCCGCAAGUCCAACCUUCGCCGCACCAUCAUCUCUGUCGCGCCCUUAAGCAUCCAGGCUCUAUGCGGUGUUUUCUUUGUUGCAUCAUACUCUACCUACUACCAGCAAUUGGCCGGCUACAGCACCAAGGAGAGUUUUACGCUGGCUAUUGUGCAGCAGGUCAUGUCCAUGCUCGGCAAUGUCACCGCAUGGUUCCUCAUUGAUCGAAUUGGUCGCCGUGGUCUCACUCUCUGGGGAAUGUGCACUCUGACAGUCCUUCUCAUGAUUACCGGUGGUCUUGCGGUCGCUGCAACACCUGGUGCCGUCAAGGGAACCGUCGCACUGCUGCUGGUGUACUGCUAUAUCUACAACGUCACCAUUGGAGCCACAGCAUAUUCCCUCCUGACCGAGGUCGCAACUUCGCGUCUCCGUGCUAAGACUGCUUCUAUGGCACUGGCUCUGCAAAACAGUCUCUUCACCAUGUGGGCGUUUGUUAUCCCCUUCCUUUUCAAUCCCGACCAAGCCAACCUCGGUGCCAAGGUUGCCUUCAUCUUCGGUGGCUUUUCCAUUUUGUCCACUGUCUACCUCUGUUUUUACCAACCUGAGGUUGCUGGCCGGUCUUACGAGGAGCUUGAUGAGAUGUUCAUCAAGCAGGUCCCAGCACGCAAGUUCAAGGGCUAUAAGACAGAAGUGCAGGAGAAGAGCCAGAGGGCGGUUGCGGAACAGCAAUGA
Molecule: messenger RNA, 1605 nt
Organism: Colletotrichum godetiae
Lineage: Eukaryota; Fungi; Ascomycota; Sordariomycetes; Glomerellales; Glomerellaceae
Product: MFS hexose transporter
Exons: 4
Coding region: 1-1605 (534 amino acids)
Biological process (GO): carbohydrate transport; transmembrane transport
Cellular component (GO): membrane
Molecular function (GO): carbohydrate:proton symporter activity
Source: RefSeq, a predicted model, not a curated record